UUACACUAUACAGCAUGUGAUCAUUAUGUAUUUUGGAAAGAGAAUUCCACCUGCUCUUUCUUAAAGUGUCCCAAUGGCACCAACUGCAAUGAUAGCUCUGUCGAUGACCUGAUAAUGAAACUAGGUAUACAAAUGCUGCAAUAUAUAAACACAUUUGGUGGAGAAUGUUUAAAUAUCAAAGUGCAUGUGUACUCAUUGUUAGAAAUGUUCAGAAUUCAACCCGUUAUUAACUUCUUAUUACCAUCAAUAUAAAUAUUAUUACACUGAACAAAAAUAUAACUCCAACAUGUAAAGUGUUGGUCCCACAACCGCAGACCACGUGUAACCAUGCCAGCCCAGGACCUCCACAUCCGGCUUCUUCACCUGCGGGAUCGUCUGAGACCAGCCACCUUGACAACUGAUGAAACUGUGGCUUUGCACAACCGGAGAUUUUCUGCACAAACUGUCAGAAACCGUAUCAGGGAAGCUCAUCUGCUAGUUGUCCUCACCAGGGUCUUGACCUGACUGCAGUUCGGCAUCGUAACCGACUUCAGUGGGCAAAUGCUCACCUUCGAUGGCCACUGGCACGCUGGAGAAGUGUGCUCUUCACGGAUGUACCGGGCGAGAGGUUGUCCGAUUUUUUUCUGCAUUUUAUCAAAGUCAAUUUGAAUGUACAGAGAUACUGUGAACGAGAUACUGAGGCCCAUUGUCGUGCCAUUCAUCGGCCACCAUCACCUCAUGUUUUAGCAGGAUAAUGCACGGCCCCAUGUCGCAAGGAUCUGUACACAAUUCCUGGAAGCUGAAAAUGUCCCAGUUCUUCCAUGGCCUGCAUACUCACCAGACGUCACCCAUUGAGCAUGUUUGGGAUGUUCUGGAUCGACAUGUAUGACAGCGUGUUCCAGUUCACGCCAAUAUCCAGCAACUUCGCACAGCCUUUGAAGAGCAGUGGGAUAACAUUACACAGGCCACAAUCAACAGCCUGAUCAAAUCUAUGCCCAUGAGACAAAUGGUUGUCACACCAGAUGCUGACUGGUUUUCUGAUCCAUGCCCCUGCCAUUUUUUAAGGUCUCUGUGACCAACAGAUCAUAUCUGUAUUCCCAGUCAUGUGAAAUCCAUAGAUUAGGGCCUAAUACAUUUAUUUCAAUUGACUGAUUUCCUUGUAUGAACUGUAACUCAGUAAAAUCUUAGAAUUUGUUGCAUGUUGCGUUUUAUUUUUGUUCAGUGUAGAUGUAGAUCUAGUAACGGUAUCUUUUGGUUUCCAAGGGUUGUAAAUUAACAAUCUAUUUUGUGAUUGUAAUACGUAUCAUGUAAUGCAUUUACAUUUGUCAGACUUUUAAAUCAGUUUCCCCCCCCCCCCCCUUAAGAGUGAGGCUGGACCAACCACUGAGUCUUCAAGUUCCAGUUCCAUAACUUCAUCAGAAAUCCAUCAGAACCCCACUGCUCCUGAAUUGACAACCAGCAAUAAUGCCAAUCAAAUUACAGACACCUCUGCCCUCAAUGAGACCGACUCUACCUUGCUCCCAUCUCCACUUUAUCUACUACCAUGACUGUAGCACCCAUACCAGCCGCUAAGAAUGACACCUUCAUUCCCAUUAAAACUGUUAGCAAUGCCUGCAGAGGAACUACAGUAGCUGACACGCCACGAGUCAACAGUCCAAACCUCCGAGACAACCACUUUAGUAAAGCAGGAACCUAGGACUACAAUGACACCCUCAGCCCUGACCUCUCCACCAGCCAUCCCACAGAUGACAACAACAGCAUUAUCAACAACAAAUACCACUACUACUACCACUGUAGUACCAAUAACAGCAAUGUCGUCAACUACCACAACCAGCACAACACACCCAACUACCACCACAACACACCCAACCACCACCACAAUACCACCAACAACAACUACCACCACAACAAUACCACCAACAACAACUACCACCACAACAAUACAACCCAACAACAACUACCACCACAUUAACAACAGCAAUACCAUCAACUACUACUCCAAACAUAACCACCACCACCAUAGACACUUCUAUAGUUGAGGAGAAGAAUCCUUCACCAACCAGUCCGGAGGCCCUCAGCUCUCAAGCUACCUCCAGAAACGCCAUAGUCCCUUCGACCUUCACUGUUGAGGUCAGCACAAAAAGGCUUGACGGAGGUACCAACACCAACAGAGCCAUUAUAGACGUUGUUGCCGGGGGCCUCUGACCCGCCAGUUGGUGGACACAAGCGCCCUAUUGGCUGUCCUGUUGUUUGGUGUCCUCUUCUUCCUGGUUACAGUUGUCCUCUUCCUCACACAGGCCUAUGAGAGC
This is a messenger RNA of Coregonus sp. 'balchen', 2288 nucleotides long. NCBI's taxonomy places the organism in Eukaryota, Metazoa, Chordata, Actinopteri, Salmoniformes, Salmonidae. The record is from the annotation of a GenBank genome assembly.